Molecule: messenger RNA, 4716 nt
Organism: Babesia ovata
Lineage: Eukaryota; Apicomplexa; Aconoidasida; Piroplasmida; Babesiidae
Product: Ribosome-binding protein 1
Exons: 1
Coding region: 1-4716 (1571 amino acids)
Source: RefSeq, a predicted model, not a curated record
AUGGAGGGGCACGGAGUUCCGCUUGGAACCCUUAAGGAGUGUUUUAUGUUCCUUCAGUGGUUGAAAACGGAUGAGGGUAUGCAAGGCCAGGUGACUGACGCUCUGUUUGCGCGUAUUUAUACAUAUUAUAAUAAUCCGGGGUUUAGGGCACUAUUGCCAAGUUCCCUAAAUGAUUUUCUCCGCAACGUGUCAGAGCUUCAUGGUAAAAUAAGCAAAAAUGCAGAUCCAGGGGAUUAUAAAGACACAAAUCCUGAUGAGAUUGUCAAAGCAUUUUCCGAGUGCCUCCCCAAGGUACACGCUGUGUUUUCGCUGUUACUGUUUCACGUUGAUUAUACAUAUACUCCUGUGGGCGGCGGGAAGUGGGCCUUGCUGGACACCAUAACUGGCGGAUCACUGGGUAAUGGUCUUAAGAUGUUCUUCACUGGCUUCAACGGUGUUAUUGACGGUGGAUUCAAACCUGAUGAGUUGCAAAAUGUGCUAGGAAAAACACUGGCCUAUAAUUUAAACAACGCGCUUGAAAGAUAUAUAUCCACACCGGACCUUUUCACCAGCGUUCUUUUCAACAAUUUGGUUAAGGACGAUUGGCAUAACCUAGACGCUGGGAACGUGUUGCUGUUGCUGUGGGCGUUUUGCGGGUAUGUGCAAAGCCAUGAAAAAGACAGCGGUGGUCUAAGAUCGAAUUUGGAAACGGAGCUUAGACGUAAAAAUAUGUGUUUCGAUUGGGACGCUUUGGUAAGGCAUUGCAAAGUACUUGACACGGAAUUAUCUAAAUUGUUCGGCAGUACUUCGGAUGACGGUUCAAACCCGGGACCCUUCAGCACCACCGGCAGGGCGUUUACCCCUCACGCACUUAGACCCGACGCAUUUGCCGGGGCAUUCGAGAAGUGGUUUAAAGAUCAUUGGACGGAGAUGACGGAGACGUUGGAAAUUAUUAAGGGGAGCGUAGAAGAUUACUCGGAUGAUCCGAACAGUUUCGAGCCCGAAUCUAUCUAUCCCUACGGUAUCGUAUUGAAUCAGAAUAAACAGAACAACUGGGUACAGGGAUUGAAGGAUCUGCCCGGUGUUCUGGAUGCACUUGGCAAUGAACAUGGCGGCGGCCUAAAAACGCUUAAAACAAUUUUGGGAGGUCAACAGUGUCCAGCCCAACCACUGCCUAAAAGGCCUGAGGCCCCGCCUGCCCAAACUAAAACUGACAGCGCAAGGCCAGUUGCCACCAAAACUGAGGCCACCAAGGCCGAGGCGGCGAAGCCGACUGCCACUGGUGAUGAGGGAGCGCAGAACCAGGGCAAGAAAAGUGAGGGAGCACAGAACCAAGGCAAGAAAGCGGAGGGAGCACAGAACCAGGGCAAGAAAGCUGCGGAUCCCCCAAAUCAGAGUGACGGUCAAAGUCGAGAUGCGUCUUCGGUUCCACCAGUUGUAAAGUCUGCUGUCACCCCGUCUCCCGGUGCUCCAGGAGGUCAAGGCCCACAAGGGCCUAAAGGUGAUAAGGGUAAUACAGGCCCGCAAGGGCCUCCACCUCCGCCGCCUACUCCCCCUCAAGUCAAGGGGCCUACUAAGUCUACGAGUGCUUCAGGGUCAAGCUCUGGGUCAACUGGUGAUCAGGUGACUGGUCAAAAUGCUGGUCAGGAUGCUAGUCAUCAAAUUACUCAACUAACAAGUCAAGCCCCCGGUCAAACCCCAAGCAGCGGCGUUACUACGUCGGUUGCCACGGCAUCUGGUGGAGGUGGGAGUGGAGCUUCAAGGGGAGGUAAUGGAGGUAGUUUGCCGGCUGCGGUUCUGCCGCCACCUCUACCUAAGCCAGAUCCUAAAAAAUGUGAUGAUGGUUCAGAUGCAGUAUUUUUCAAUGGAGUGAAGCUUUGCCAGCCUAAAGAACAACGUGACAGAGCGCAGAAGUUUCACGAUGAUUUUCAAAAACGAUUACAAGAUGCCAAGGAACUAAAAAAGCAGGAGGAAGAAGCAGAACGUAAACGCCAGGAUGCCAUUAUAACCGAACAUCCUCUUGUUAAAGCGUCCGAUUACUAUUACCAUUAUCGGCCUCAUUACUAUAAAAUCCCUUCGUUCCUUACACUUGCCAAUGAUGGUGGAGCCGUGCUUGAGGGUGUCGCACAGGAAGAUACAUCACAGGCAGUACAAGAUGUGAACAAAAAGCUUAGGAAUGAGCAGGACCGUUGGGACCGGUAUUACGUCCAGCAGGAGCACGAUAAAAUUGAGUUGCAGCGAAGAGCACACAAAGAGCGUGAAGAGUUUCUCCGAACUUCGGCGGCUAGGCUGGCGGCAGCACAGUCAGCUAAACGACAACAAACAUAUGACGACAACAUAAAUCGGCGAGUUCACAAUGCUUCUACAACUCAGAUGCCACCCCAGCCUCCGACUAUAGAGCCUGCCGCGCAGCUUUCUCAUACCCUGACCAAGCAGCCAACAACAAUGAUGCUUGACUACAGUAACAUUGCAGACAUAACACAUGUCACUGGCGAAGAUAUUAAAACCGAACCAAAUAAGUUCCCAACGGCAGAAGCUGAAGAAGAUUUGACAAUGAAGGUAUCCUUGGCGUCGCAACUACAAGGUCACCCGGUGUCAACUUCCUUGCAGUCUGCGCAAGUACACUCACAAAAGGUCAGAGAGGCAAACGAACUCUGGGAAAUUUUCAAGAAAGAAAGAAAUGAACGCAGAGACGAGAAGGUAAAGAAAAUCGUGAGUGAGCGUGAAAACGAAAAAAAAGAGGCUGAGGAUAUUUUCAGACAGAAAAAAGAGAGCGGUCAAAAGCUGCAUUACGCGGACGCGGUGAACUACAAAAACCAGAUUAUCAAAAAUUUAAGAGGUGGUGAAGUAUACAUUUCUGGCCCCCCGUCUCCCAAAACUGAGAAAGAAGAAAUUGACCUCCGCAUAGAUGUCUCCAAGCCCAUUGUUCAAGACCCCGUGUACGAUUGGCACUUCGAUGAAGACUCGAUGCAUAUACAGGAUGAUAUACUGUCCAACACUGUCGCUCCAUACAAAUCUGCCGUCUCAUUAAAUGUUCUACCUCCAGAGGCCGAGCAGUUACCGCCGCCAACAACGGACUUCAAUCCGGAUAAUAUCAUACGCCAGAAUGUACAAAUGUGUAUACCAGACUGGUCUACCCAGAAACCUACGCAUGACGCCACCGAUAUCCCCGAGACGGAACUAUUCCCCGCCGAGGCGCCGCGCACGGUCAGGGAUAUGCUUAUUUGGCUGGUUGGACUUCAGAACCCAAAGCAUCAUGUGGCUAUGGAGAAGUGCAUUAAUGAUGCUUUCAAGAACGGAAUCGAUGUCUCUUCAGAUUUGCGACUCUCUGUUAACGGCGCUGACAUCAGCCCCGAAAAUGUCCUUCACACCAUUAAGCUUGCCGCCAUGUUUGCAGCUUCAGUGCUAUCCGCCAUUGCACUUAAGUGGGGGGUGGGAGUGUCGUCUGUAACUUUAGCGUCUAAGGACUCAGACCAAUCCAAGGACCCUGAUUGCUGCGCCCUCCUCUGCCAGCUGCGGGACUACGCCUACGCCUGCCACCACCAGCUGACGUUCCUAAAGUCGCAGUGUUCUCGAGGGAAAUAUGAUGGUGGUUGGCGGGAUUAUCCGUACGGCUGUGACGUCUCCUCCAACUCCCCCCUCCAAGCCUUCCUGACUGACGCCCUCAACUCCGAGUUCGAGACGCAUCCCUUCGACCCGCGCAACAUCUGCCUCAAGAGCCGCGUCAACAUGGGAUUCAGUAAGGAGGAUUUGCCUACACCUCACGAAACCGGCAAACAUAUUUCCACCAUCCUCACUACCACCUGCGGCGGCGAGGAUCCCUUGCUGACGUUGUGCUCUUACCUCAACUGCCUCACCAGGCGGACGCCUCGCACCACCGGGGAGCUUGUCUCCUUCUUCCACAAUUUCGGGAAUGACCUUCACAAGCCUCCUUCACAGUUUUCCAAGCUGGGUUCCGCCCUCUCCACUCGACACCGCCACUGCCCCGACUGGGACUGCCUUGGUGCCGCCGACCUCCGAGUCAUCACGGACGCCCUGGGCUCCGCACCUCCCAGCUCCAACCACCACGACAAUGAUCAUCCCAAUACCCUGUCCACAUUGCUUGGCUGUGGUAUCUAUAACGUCGACUGCCCACAACACCUAUCGCCCAUCACCCACCGGGCCUACGCCCUGUACUCCCACGCCUUCGCCCACACAUACCUCAGCUGGGCGGUCUACCUAGCAGGCAGACUGUGGGAGUCACUGCUCAAGCUUCACUGUGAUCUCGAGAACCUUCAAUGUCACGACUCUGGCUCCAAGCAUAAAUCUCUCAACCACUGUGACAAGGCCAUGCCCCUCCUCUACCUGCACGGCAUCACCCCGCCGGACGGUGUAUUGCAGCCUUCACUCACGUGCUCACAGGUUAUCGCCAAGCUGAGUGAAGUGGUCGCCGGAGAGCCUAUCGCGAGCCUCAUGACCGCCAUGGACAAUUUCCUCUAUGGCAUCCGUGCGCCCUUCCUCUACAGUGUGUUCACGCUCUGGCUCAUUGCAGCGCUCUACAUCGCCCACUCACUCCUCUACCGCCUGGACGUCCUGCGCUUCCGCUCGCACCUCCUCACCACCAGGGCCUCCCACCUCGUCGAUGUCAAGGCCUUACUCACUAAAGGCCGGAAGGUGCUCUCACUCUACCACGGCGUCGACUACUUCGAUGACCCUGCCGACCUACUUGAGGUCUCAAUAAUUAUUGCAUUCACGUAG